This is a messenger RNA of Fusarium subglutinans, 1389 nucleotides long. Its product is annotated as glutathione S-transferase omega-1. Bases 1 to 1389 code for a protein of 462 amino acids. Gene Ontology annotation, cellular component: cytoplasm. The record is from RefSeq and is a predicted model, not a curated record. The transcript has 6 exons. NCBI's taxonomy places the organism in Eukaryota, Fungi, Ascomycota, Sordariomycetes, Hypocreales, Nectriaceae.
AUGGCAGCUCCGGACACCCCGCCUCCGGGCUCCGCCUCCGCCUCCGGCCCGGUGCUAUCCGCAACGUUCUCAACUCCGGGUCUGCCGCCGGAUUAUCUGCAAGGAUAUGUGGCACCCAGUAUUGGAGAGGCUUACCAUAUCCAUGCUAUGCACAGUGGCUCUGGUAUCGCGACACCAGCAACCGCUGGUCAAUUUGGUAUACUUGCGCCAAUAUCAGUGUCGGUGCCUGUUAUGGAAACACCCGUCGAUGGGAUAUUCACUAUACAGAAUAAUGCUCACCCACAGGACUUUGGAAGAUCGAGCGGCCUCUUGAGCAGUAAGAUCAUCGUUGAUCCCCCAGAUCUGGAAAUGUGGCGGAAUAAGCUGUUCAACGUGGAUGAGACGAUUGUUCUUACACAUGAAGAGUUCGAGACAUACUUUCCUCAUGUAGACAACGUCUACUCCCAUCGUUCGACACAGCGUUAUAAGCGCAAGCCUUUCAUCUCGCACUACUGGGACUGUCGUAUGAAAGGCCGUCCUCCAGGAACACCUAAAUCUGACGACCCCAAUAAGAAGAAACGAAAGAGAAAUGCGCGCCAGCGCGAUUUAUGUGACGUCAAGAUAAAAAUUACAGAGUACUUCCCGGGGGCUCGACUGGACCUUGAUAACACCAGUGGUCUUGACGCAAGUCUGGCAGGACAGCGAUUGUGGACAAUACAGAGAGUCAAUGGCAAUGGAGGAAAUGGAAAGGGAGACGGUGUGGCUGGGCCACAUAAGCACACGCUCCAAAGGAGUGACGAGAUAAAGAAGAAUAGUGUGCAGAGGCAUUUGGCAAACCAAGGGGAUGUGAGAAAGGAGAAGGAGAAGGCCCAGACUCCUCUGAAACCCACAGGAGCUGCACUACUCACAGCUAGAAAACACGCAAAGGAGAGUGAUUUCAAACUCUACGCGGCAUGUUUCUGCCCAUUCUCUCAACGUAUUUGGAUCGCCCUGGAGGCAAAAGGCGUGCCCUACCAGUACUGCGAGACAGAUGCCUUCCGUAAUAUAACCCAACCCCUCCUGGCUAACCCUAAUGGCCAUGUGCCCACCAUAGCACAUAGCAACUGGUCAUGUUCGAAGAGUGCUGUCAUAUUAGAAUAUGUUAGUCUCGUCUUGAAGUUGCUGGUUUGUGAUAUUGAUGAGAUGCGCAGCUUGAAGAUCUCGGCCAAGGAACACCGAUGCUUCCGAAUCAGAGGCAACACUGACGAUAUGGAGAUCAACCGUCAUAUCGUCCCGAACUUCUUCAAACUCCUCCAACAUCAAGACCCGGCUCUUGGAGAUGAAACAGGGAACCCCGAUCCCAGCAAAUAUACCGUCUUCCCCGCCUGGAUCGCGCUGGGUGCGAUGGCUGGAUGCUAUCGAGGGAGAUAG